Messenger RNA from Carcharodon carcharias (great white shark), 1045 nucleotides. RefSeq names its product transmembrane protein 79-like. Gene Ontology annotation, cellular component: lysosomal membrane; trans-Golgi network membrane. The transcript has 3 exons. Bases 1 to 561 code for a protein of 186 amino acids. The record is from RefSeq and is a predicted model, not a curated record. Lineage: Eukaryota; Metazoa; Chordata; Chondrichthyes; Lamniformes; Lamnidae. Gene Ontology annotation, biological process: regulated exocytosis.
AUGCAGGGUGGAGGUGCCCAGAAGGCACGCUUGGCAAGUUCCAAACGGGCAGGGACUGGCAGUGGUCGCCAGGACGCAUUGUUGGAAAGCGAAGCGACUCACAAUGACUCUUCAGCGAAGAAUGCCUGCCAUCCUGACCCAGGUAUCAUCGUGUACAGCCUGGCGAGGUGCUGCUCUGCCUCCAGUGAGUCUCUGGGACCCGGCAGGGAGCUGGUGGACGUCCACCGAGGCUUCGUGACCGACUCGAUCCAUCUCUUUGUGCUUUUCUACGCCAACCUCAUCGUCCUCUCAACACACCUCCCACAGGAAAUGCUCAAACUCCUCCCACUCCUCGCUGCCUUCUUCGCCCUCGCCAGGUUGAUUUACUGGGGGACGUCCGCCAUGAGCAGUACUUUCCGGGGCUUCGGAUACGGCCUCACCUUCUUCCCCAUCGUGGGCCUCCUGGUCGCCAACCUCUGCUACAUGUUCGUCCUGGGGCCCGACAAGAUGUUCGCCACCUCAGCCAGCGGGUCCGAAGGCCAGGAGGAGGCCUCGGGCCCACGCCAGAGAUUCUGGGGUUGAAGGUUCGAUCCUCGGAGAAUGGGCUCCUGUUGCCUUGGUCACUAUCGACUUGCCAGUUAUCAGACUCUUGUCUAGCUUAAUAACGGGUGUUUUGUUUAUUAUGGUUUAUUUUUCAGGCCUCCCCACCUCCCUUCCACCCCCACCUACAUCCUGUGUUUAUUCAGUUUCCAAUUCGACUGUAUUGAUAUUCUUUUUUAUACCUCCUCUGGCAGCCUCCCAGGAGAGACAAGGCGAAAUGAUGAAUAAAUUAAAGUGUAACACGAGAUCUCUGUUUCUCGCUCAUUCCCGUAAGGGUCAGUUUACACAGUUGCCUGGUGACACAGACUGACACGCACUCCGAGAGCACCGAGCGCGUCACGCAACAGGAGACUCAGCCGGUUGUUGUCACACAGGAAAGGCAGCAGUGGGUUAGCGCACAGCAAGCUCCCACAAGCAGCAAUGUGACCAUGACACAUUUAAGCCUUUGGUGAGGUUGACUGAGGGA